AUGGCGGCAUCACUGUUCACUUUCUCCUCCACUUCAAGAAGAGUCGUUCCAGCUCCAAACUCUCCUCCUCUUCCCAUAUACAUCAAAGCCACAAAUGUCAUUUUCAACCCUGAUAUACCAGAUGUUCAUCGAGGUCUUGGACUUGAUGAUUUUGUUAAUUUCUUAGUCUCCUGCCGACUUCGAUACGCAAUCAGUGACGUUCCAUCAGAGUUCUUUCCCAAACAAGUUUGUGAGUUCUACUAUACUACAACGGUUAAUGAUGAAAACAACAUCAUCUCCGGGACUAUUGGGCCUGGCAGACACUCAGUUUUUAUCACCGCUGAUCUCCUCAGUGCUGCGCUCAGGUCAUGGGAUAUGUCUAAAUUAGAAAAAAGAAAACGUGUUCCUUUUUUUUUCCCUAGUACAUCACCCCUUUUUCCUCUUCUCUUUCUUUCACAACCGUCGACCCCUCCUUCCCCUACAUCUCCAAAUCGCACGAUUACAACCCUCAAACAUCAUCUGUAUACUUCCAUUAGAUCUACAACGCCUCCGCCAUCACCGGAUUUACCAUCGCCUCCGACUGCAUUGCUUAUGUCGCCUUUGCAUCCGGGUCAUGGUGCUUCACCCUCGACAUCUUCUUUAGGUCAAGUUUUAGUUUUCUCUUGUUCUAUAAUUCGAUUUUAA
Lactuca saligna is the source of this 663-nucleotide messenger RNA. Lineage: Eukaryota; Viridiplantae; Streptophyta; Magnoliopsida; Asterales; Asteraceae. The record is from the annotation of a GenBank genome assembly.